Molecule: messenger RNA, 415 nt
Organism: Octopus bimaculoides (California two-spot octopus)
Lineage: Eukaryota; Metazoa; Mollusca; Cephalopoda; Octopoda; Octopodidae
Product: putative ammonium transporter 2
Biological process (GO): ammonium transmembrane transport; ammonium homeostasis
Cellular component (GO): plasma membrane
Molecular function (GO): ammonium channel activity
Source: RefSeq, a predicted model, not a curated record
GUGCAAUGGCAGAGAGAACCAAACUGGAAUCUUACAUCGUGUUUUCUAUGUUAAACACAUUUGCAUUUAGUAUCCCAGCUCACUGGGCAUGGGCUGAUAAUGGCUGGCUCACGUCGAUGGGAGUUAUAGACGUUGCUGGAGCUGGACCGGUGCAUAUAGUCGGUGGUACGACAGCAUUAAUUGCAGCUUUGAUGCUUGGACCUCGCAAAGGUCGAUUUUUAACCUCGAACCCGUCAACUUUUGGUUCUCCAACCAACGCUGUUCUGGGGAUGUUCAUGCUUUGGUGGGGUUGGCUAGGUUUCAACUGCGGCAGUACUUUCGGUAUUUCCGGAACAAAGUGGAUACUGGCAGCAAGAUCAGCAGUAUCAACUAUAACGUCUUCAGUGGCUGGUGGGCUCACGGGUCUUCUACUCAG